Molecule: messenger RNA, 2881 nt
Organism: Pogona vitticeps (central bearded dragon)
Lineage: Eukaryota; Metazoa; Chordata; Lepidosauria; Squamata; Agamidae
Source: RefSeq, a predicted model, not a curated record
UGUCGUCGCCGCCGCCGCCGCCGCCGCGGCCCCCUGCUGCGCUGGGACGAGGUGCCCGAGGACUUCGUGGAGUGCUUCAUCCUGUCGGGGUACCGGCGCCUCCACUGCACGGCGCCGGAGUGCCUGGCCUCGGUGCUGGAGCCCACCAACGAGACGCUCAACUUCUGGACGCACUUCAUCCCGCUGCUCCUCUUCGCCGCCAGGUUCGGGCGGCUGCUGCUGCUGCGCGGCGGCGCCGGCGAGCUGCCCUUCCACCACCCGGCGCUGCUGCCGCUCUGGUGCUACGCGUCGGGCGUGCUCCUCACCUUGGCCAUGAGCUGCACGGCCCAUGUGUUCAGCUGCCUCUCGCUGCGCCUGCGCGCCGCCUUCUUCUACCUGGACUACGCCUCCAUCAGCUACUACGGCUUCGCCAGCACGGUGGCCUAUUACUACUACCUGCUGCCGGGGCUGAGCCUGCUGGAGCCGCGCGCGCUGGGCCGCUACCUGCAGCAGCGCCUGGGCUGGCAGGUGGACUGCCGCGCGCCCCUGGCCGCCUACAGCGCCCUGGUGCUGCCGGUGGCCUUCGCCCUGGCCGUGGCCUGCACCGUGGCCUGCUGCAAGAGCCGCUCCGAGUGGUGCGCCUACCCCUUCGCCAUCCGCACCUUCGUCUUCGUCAUGCCGCUCAGCAUGGCCUGCCCCAUCAUGCUCGAGAGCCUCCUCUUCGACCUCCAGGGCCACAACCCCACCCUCUUCGUCCACUUCUACCGCCGCUACUUCUGGCUCCUGGUGGCCGCCUUCUUCAACGUCAGCAAGAUCCCCGAGCGCAUCCAGCCGGGCCUCUUCGACAUCAUCGGCCACAGCCACCAGCUCUUCCACAUCUUCACCUUCCUGAGCAUCUACGACCAGGUGUUCUACGUCGAAGGGGGCCUGCAGCAGUUCUUGCAGACGCGACCUGCGCCCCCUUUGCCCACCUUUGCCGGGACCGUGGGCUACAUGCUGCUCUUAAUACUGUGCCUGGGCCUGGUCAUCAGGAGGUUUUUAAAUACCCAGGAGGCCUGCAAGGACGAUUGAGGUAUCCUUCUCUUUAGGACUUCUGUUGAGCCCCUUAUUUAAAUUACUGCUGUUACAAGGGAGGCUGCCGCUCCCGCAGCAAAAGCCUCCAGGUGACAGAACCCGUCAAUCUCUCUGAUCAAGCACUGAACUCCUUUUAGAAAACUUUUAUUGCCCUUGAAAUAAAGCAAAUGUAGGUUCUAAAGAGAGGUGUUCAAGCCACUGUACUGUAUACAUUUAAAUCUAUUUAUUGCUGCUUAGGAUACAAAGAGAAGCCAUUUAGGACUAUAGCUUGAAAUCUACAAUUUAAGCCCUAGUGCAUUAUUUGAAAGUAAGCCUUGUGGGCUUACGUCCAGUUAAUGUACUUAGGAUCAUGGUUUCAGGGGAACAAAUAUGCAUGGACCACGUGAAUGCUAGCUACUGAUCUCAGAUUGUCUGCUUUAGGAAAAAUUAUUUCAAUUAGCAAUAUGCAGUAGACUUGCACUGAUGAACAUCUGAGGUUUAAAAUAUGAUCUCAUGUGCAAUUCCUUGGCCUGUUGUACAUCCAAGGAUGUGUGUGUGUGUGUGUGUGUGUUUUCUGUUAAAGUACUUAGAAAUCAUGUGGAGUGAAAGUCAGUUUUCAAGACAAGCAAAAUGAUUUGUUUUGUUUUGUUUCACUUCAUGUCAUUUUAUUUCGGCAUUAAUGAUCUUGGCCCACAAAGGCAAUUCUUAAAGUAGGCAUGAAUUGUAGUGAAGCCAGGCGAUUGUUUGAUCAGGAACAUGGUCAUAUUGUGAGAACAAAACUUAAAUGUGUAAUGUAGCUGCCCCAACUCAUGCGUGUAACGCUUGCUUCUCACAAGAUGCUUUAUACUCUUAAUACAUUCGUUGCAAUUAUGUCAGUUAUGGUGGGGUACACAUGGAAGAAAAGCUGCAAAAGGGAUCCCACUUUGAGUUAACAUAGCACUUUCUCUUCAAGAAUGAUCAGGUGGCAAAAUGCCCUAUAAGAACUGAAUGCUCUGGCACUGAACAUGGGACCAAAUCACUAGCAAGUUGAUGAAAUUGCACCAACCUGUUUGCACGAUCAUUUGUCAUUGAAAAAUAGUCACUGAACUUGUAUCACCUUCUGAUUUGCAUAUACAGGCAAAGAGUGAGUCACAGUUGAACUGAGAGUGGUUUUCAACAAUCCAUGCUAAUUUUUUGGCUCAUUUUUCGUUUAUGCCCGAAUAUGUGACAUUAGCAGGUUUUAUAUCUUCUGUAAAUUAACUUUACAGGUUCAUAGAAAAAUGUGGUUACCUAUGAAUGACAUAAAGUAGCUGAAGUGGUGAAACCUUUGAAAGGUAAUGGAGUUUAUGUUCACUUCAGCAACCACUGUUUUUUUCAGGAUUACAGUUUUGGAACAAUAGCCUCUGGAUUUUGAUGAUGUGAACAAGUCGUCAGUAAAACUCGUGAAAAUAAAAAAAAGUCAGUAGUAAGAGUUCAGAUUCAAAACUGUACCAGAUUGAAAAAGUUAUGGAACUAGAGAAGACCUUUUGGACUAUCUGUCCUGUUUCUACCAGAAGAAAAGGUGCUUUGGAAAUCUGAAGAGAUUGUGAUUAUUGUGACAUAAACUCUUAUAAACUAGAGCCCAUUGUUCAAUUGAUAAAGGGCAUACAUGUCUACACACACAUGUAUAUACAGAGAGAUCAGGGAAGAGUAGACAGUGGCUUCCAGAAACUGAAAUUCAAGCUAGAGAGUAUGUUCCACCUCUAUGGAAAGCUCAGAGGUAUACAAAAAGAAGCAUAGAGUUCAGGGCUGGUCCAAGACUUUUUCUAGUACAGUGGGGUCUCUACUUAAGAACGUCCGUACUUAAGAACAAUUCCACUUAAGAACAGCU